Molecule: messenger RNA, 2153 nt
Organism: Camellia sinensis
Lineage: Eukaryota; Viridiplantae; Streptophyta; Magnoliopsida; Ericales; Theaceae
Source: RefSeq, a predicted model, not a curated record
AUCAUUCUUGAGAGUUCCUAUUGGCAUACCUUUUUCCAAGAUUCCACAAUUCCAUUCUCAUGUAUUCUGUAAAUAUAUGCAUACUGUAUGAGAUACAAGAAGCUUAAAAGAGAGUGCAAAUAAUGCUUGCCUAAGUCCAAUCUUGUAUCCAAAACUAGCUACAUAUGCAACUCUGUGUUAAAUCAAUUUUUUACUGGGAAGUACUUAUUCAGGGUGAGUUUGGCAAUUAUUUUUUGAGUUGUUUUUAUAUUUUUUUAGAAUCUAAAAGAAUCGAUAUGUUCGAAGAUUGUUAAAAAAAAAUUAUUUCUUUGUUAUGAAUAAUUUUUUAUGGGUCUUUAAUCUUUUGCUUUUGAUGAUAAAUUACCAUAUUAGCUUUGUUGUGUUGUGGAGCCUUUAUUAACAUACUAAUUACCCUGAAGACAACAUUGUCUUUGCAAAAUUCUACUGAGAUUCCUCCCAAAAACAAAAUGAUAUUUUUAGGAAUAUUAGUUACUUAACCAAAGCAGACAACUAAUUUACUUUUUGAUUUUUUGAUAAUGAAGAUUGACAUAAUUUCUAGAGAGCUCAUCAAACCAUCCUCACCUACACCUUCUAACCUCAAAAACUACAAGCUCUCUUUAUUUGAUCAGAUUUGUCCUUUUCAAUAUGUCCCUCUUGUCCUUUUUUACUCUCUUGAAGAAGCACCUCAAGUCCAACAAUCCGAGGUCUCUUCUAUACUAAGAACGUCACUAUCAAACACCUUAACUCAAUUCUACCCACUGGCCGGAAGGGUGAAAGGUGAGAGUUCAGUGGAUUGCAACGACAAGGGGGUCGAUUACAUUGAAACCCGUGUUGAUAGCCAGCUUUCGAAUAUCAUUGAUCGACCAGAACUUGAUGUGUUGAACCAAUUGAUUCCAUAUAAAUUAAGUUUUCGAGUAUUGAGCAUAGAUAAAGAAGAAGAACAACAACCACAACUAGCCAUCCAAGUUAACUUAUUCAACUGCGGAGGCGUAGUAAUCGGUUUAUGCAUCUCACACAAGAUUGCUGAUGGGUGCACCCUGAGCACAUUCAUCAAAGGGUGGGCUGCGACAGCACGCGGCAAGCCUAGUUUGGUGUGUCCAAGUUUCAUCUCAGCAACUUUGUUCCCACCAAGAGAGCCAAUCGGUUUCAAGCACGUAGGUCGAAUUCUAGAAGCAGGACUUGUUACUAGAAGAUUGGUUUUCAGUGCCUCAACAAUAGCUGCUCUAAAAUCUGAAGUUGUACCCUAUCUGGCUGGCAUACAACCUACCCGAGUGGAGGUGGUAACAGCACUAAUAUGGAAGAAGUACGGUUCCAUUGCGAGCACAUCGAUGGCAUUUCAUCCAGUGAAUAUAAGGAAAAGGAUGGUCCCAGCAUUGCCAGAACAUUGUUUUGGCAAUCUCUUUUUGAUGGCGAAUGCAGUUUCGAAUGACGAAACAGAUUUGGCUACCUUGGUGACUAAGCUGAGGGUUGCAAUUGAAAAAAUUGAUUGUGAUUAUGUACAAGAAAGACAAGGGGAGGAUGGUUUUGAAGCGGUCAUGAAUGAUUUGAAGAAGAUAGGUGAACUGGUUUCCAAAGGGAAAGUGCAGGUGUUGAGGUUCAGUAGUUGGUGUGGGUUUCCAAUCUAUGAAGCAGAUUUUGGGUGGGGAAAGCCCAGUUGGGUGAGUAUUGCUACCAUGGACACUAAGAACUCUAUCAUCAUUAUGGAUUCUAAAUAUCCUGGUGGAGUAGAGGCAUGGGUGACUGUGCAUGAACAAGAUGUGGCUAUACUUGAUCAAUUAGAAACCUUCAUUUCAUCAUUUCCAACUUCUUAAACUAGGGAUUUCAGUUAAUGUUUGUCUUCCAAUAAUGUCUUGGAUGCCAAUUUAAGGUUAUGCUUGAAUCAUAUAUUUGGAGAGAGAUUUUAAAGUGAAAAGUGGAUGAAGUAGUAGCUAAUUUACAAAAUCCUUCUAUUAUUAUUUUUUUUCCUAAAAAAAUUUGUUUGUAAAUUACAAAUUGGGUGGGGAAAGCCCAGUUGGGUGAGUAUUGCUACCAUGGACACUAAGAACUCUAUCAUCAUUAUGGAUUCUAAAUAUCCUGGUGGAGUAGAGGCAUGGGUGACUGUGCAUGAACAAGAUGUGGCUAUACUUGAUCAAUUAGAAACCUUCAUUUCAUCA